Daktulosphaira vitifoliae (grape phylloxera) is the source of this 2188-nucleotide messenger RNA. Its product is annotated as polypeptide N-acetylgalactosaminyltransferase 35A-like. Gene Ontology annotation, cellular component: Golgi apparatus. The coding region runs from base 280 to 2043 and encodes 587 amino acids. The record is from RefSeq and is a predicted model, not a curated record. The transcript is spliced from 11 exons. Gene Ontology annotation, molecular function: Notch binding. Gene Ontology annotation, biological process: regulation of Notch signaling pathway. Lineage: Eukaryota; Metazoa; Arthropoda; Insecta; Hemiptera; Phylloxeridae.
AGUUUAUCACAUCAAAAGCCUUUUUUCUUCAAUGAAGUAUCAUAGGUAGAUGGAUAAUUAGAUCAAAAUGAAUUUAAUAAGAUUUACUAUUAUUAUUUAUUAUUAUUUACAAAAAAAUAAUUUAUUUUGUAACAAUUGUGCUUUUAAUAAAACCGUUUUAAAUUUUCUAGUUUAUAAUUUGUUGUUACAUUUAUGUACAUUUUAAUUUCUUUUACAAUUAAUUCAUAUCUUUUUAUCAAUUUUUAAUGAUAUUUCAUUAAAGAAAAAAUAAUUCAGAAAAUGCAUAAUUAUAAGUUUUUUAUUUUUGGUUGUAUAUUUACUUCGUUAACGUGGUCUAUAAGCUUGUUCAUGUAUUGGAAACUUAAUUCUAAGCAUAUUGAUCUCUAUUCACAAAAACAGAUUUUAUAUCCCAGAAGUACAUAUGAUUACACAAAUAAACAAGAACUGAAGUAUCUGAAAUCCCAUAUUAGGUUAGAAGAAUUAGGAGUUAUCAAAACAGAUAAUGAUAUUUAUAUUAGGGAUAAAGGUUACAAAGAUCAUGGUUUUAACGCUUUGAUUAGUCUGAGACUUGGAGAUUACAGAGAACAUCUACCUGAUACAAGACAUAAAUUAUGCUCUUAUUUAAAAUAUGACCAAAACUUACCAGAAGCAAGCAUAAUUAUUUGCUUUUAUAAUGAACACCCUCAAGCUCUUUUUAGAACAAUACAAUCUGUAAUUAGACGAACACCUUAUAAUUUAUUGCAUGAAGUUAUAUUAAUAGAUGAUUACAGUGAUCACAAUAAUUUACAUGAAACUGUUAAUUCAUACAUUGUAUCUCAGAAUUUACAAAAUAUAAUUCAUUUGAAAAAAACAAAUAAAAGAGAAGGACUGAUUCGAGCAAGGCUGUUUGGUGCUAAAUUAGCUACAAGCCAGAUAUUGAUAUUUCUAGACAGUCAUGUAGAAGUCAAUAUUGACUGGAUUCAACCUCUUUUAACAAGAGUAAGAGAUAAUCGAACUCAAAUUAUUGCUCCAAUUAUUGAUAUCAUACAGCCAGAUACAUUUGAUUACAAAUCUUCUCCACUUGUAAGAGGUGGUUUUAAUUGGGGUUUACAUUUCAAAUGGGAUAGUUUACCAAAAGGCUCUUUAAUUACAGAUGAAGAUUUUAUCAAACCAAUCAAAACACCUACAAUUGCUGGGGGUCUUUUUGCUGUGGAUCGAGAAUAUUUUAGUGAGAUUGGAGAAUAUGAUCCAGGAAUGAACAUUUGGGGUGGUGAAAAUUUGGAACUAUCAUUUCGAGUAUGGAUGUGUGGUGGCUCUCUUUUCAUUGAGCCUUGUUCUAGAGUUGGACAUGUAUUCCGAAAACAUAGACCAUACUCGGCUCCUAAUAAUGAAGAUACCAUGGCCAGAAAUUCUUUACGUUUAGCUCAUGUUUGGUUGGAUGAUUUUAAAAAAUUUUUUAUAAGUAAACGUUUAGAUCUUAUUAAUAUAAAAUAUGGUGACAUAACUGAAAGGAAAGAGUUACGAAAAAAAUUAGGAUGUAAAAAUUUUGAAUGGUAUCUUGAAAACGUUUAUCCAGAAAUAUUAUUGCCUACAGAUAAUAUUGAAAAUGUAAAUAAAAAACUAAAAAUUGUAGAUAGACCUGCUUUUCAACCUUGGAACAAACGAAUUCGUAACUACACAGCAAAAUUCUUGAUUAAUUUGAGCAAUUCAAAACUGUGUGUUCAUCCUCUAAAUGGUUACCAAACUAAAAAUAGCAAACUUGUACUAAGGCCAUGUAUCCAAAACAUGGAGCAGAUAUGGUAUAAAACUGAUAAAGAAGAAUUAGUAUUAGCUAAACUUUUAUGUUUGGAUAGUUCAUCUGGAAAACCUGUAAUAAGCAAGUGUAAUGAAAUUGGAAGUACACAACGAUGGAAAUAUUCUGAUAAUACAGAAACGGCAUUAUAUAAUUUAGCAGCUGGUACAUGCUUAAGUGUUAACAUUAAAAAAGUUAAUGCUGAAAUUGUUAUGGACAUUUGUACCAAUGAAAGUUCUUUGAAUAAGUGGAAUUUAAUUGAAAUUUUCUAAUUAUAAUAUUAUACAUAUUGUACACAUUUUUUUAUAAGAUAUUUUUUUGAUUUAAUAGUAUGCAUAUAAUGUUCCAGUAUUAAGUGUAAAUUUGAACAAAUUACUUUCUAUAAAUUAUUUUAAUAAAUGCUGCUCAUGAACUAUA